Molecule: messenger RNA, 1131 nt
Organism: Nymphaea colorata (pocket water lily)
Lineage: Eukaryota; Viridiplantae; Streptophyta; Magnoliopsida; Nymphaeales; Nymphaeaceae
Exons: 3
Coding region: 1-1131 (376 amino acids)
Molecular function (GO): nucleic acid binding
Source: RefSeq, a predicted model, not a curated record
AUGCCUGAUUUCACCAAGACCUUCAAGGUGGAGACAGAUGCAUCCGAGAUGGGUGUUGGGGCAGUGCUCACCCAAGGGAAACACCCACAGCAAAGCUAUGAGGGUUCGUUUCAAAAUCAAAUCCGCUUACGAACGAGAGCUCAUAGCCAUGGUCAUGGCCAUCCAAAGGUGGCAUCACUAUUUAGUAGGACGAAAAUUUCAGGAUUUUACGGACCACAGCAGUUGAGGCAUUGCAUGCAACAGAAAUCAGUUACUGCUGCUCAAGUAAAGUGGAUUAUGAAGCUAGCUGAAUAUGAAUUUGAUGUUAUAUACAAGAAGGGCAGUGAAAACAUAGUGGCUGAUAGCUUGUCGCGGAGAUAUGAAGAAGAAAACAGAGCAGAAUUAAAUACCUUUUGUUUACUUUUGGGAACCAAACUACAAAUGAGCACUGCGUAUCAUCCACAGUCAGAUGGUCAAACAGAAGUUAUAAAUAGGGUAUUGGAAACAUAUCUGAGGUGUUACGCCGAGUUCCAGCCUCAUAACUGGACAGAAUACCUCUCAUGGGCAAAUGGUGUAUGGGGCGGGCGACCCCCUCCUGAUUUAUGUCGCUUCCAUCCUCAAGGGUCACAGCUGGACGAAGUAGAUAUUCAGCUCCUAGCAAGAGACCAAGUGCUGGAUAUUAUCAAAAGCAAGUUGGUAGCUGCUCAAAACAGAAUGGCCAAGCAGUACAAUAAAAAGCAUCGUUCUCAAGAAUAUGAGAUAGGUCAGUGGAUCUACUUGAAGAAUUUUCCUGCAGGAAAAAUCCAGCGUCGAUCAGCCGAAAUCCAUAAAUUGUCUGCACGGUAUUCAGACCCUUUCAAGGUGAUUGAAAGGAUUGGGACAUUAGCGUAUAGGCUACAGCUUCCGGAGAGUUCUUCAAUUCACCCUGUAUUUCAUGUCUCACGUCUGAAGGCCUGUUAUUCUAGUGCUGAACUAGAGAUUGCAGUCAGGGCAAUGCCAAGUGCUCCUCCAGGUGAAUUAUUCCCAUUCUGGGUGCUUCAGCAGAAGAAAUACAAAAGGACAAAACAACCUUACACAGCUUGGCUGGUGGAAUGGCAAAGACCAGAAGCUCCUAGCCCAUCUUGGGAAGACGCCGCAAAGAUAGAACAAUGA